AUGGAGUCGCCUCGCUCUCGGCUUAAAUCCGCUUUAGAGAGAUAAAACACCGCUGGUCGUUUCAUGGCGUUUGGCAGGCUGAUUUAUUUUGUGGGUCUUUCCACAUUUGUUUUAUAAACAGAUUUCAACUGCAGAAACCGCACCGCUGCUCGCAAACUAUGGACGAAGAGAUGACAAAAAGCGAAGAGCAGCAUCUUACUUUGCAAAAAGCCUUGCAGCAGUGCGAGUUGGUGCAGAAUAUGAUCGACAUCAGCAUUUCCAGUUUGGAAGGUUUACGAACCAAAUGUGCCACAUCCAACGACUUGACACAACAGGAGAUCCGGACGCUAGAGGGGAAGCUGGUGAAGUACUUCAGCCGCCAGCUGUCCUGUAAGAGUAAAGUGGCCUUAGAGGAGCGCAGUGAGGAGCUGGACUGCUUCCCGCGCCUCGGACACUGGUUCCGGAUCGUCAACAUCAGGAAGGAGAUCACACAGGAGAUGAGUCCAUGUGAGGUGACCCUGGAAGGUCUGCUGGGGCUGUCUGAGGAAGAGGUGUGUGAGGCCCUGCAGAAGUUUGGUGCCAACGAAGAGGAGUGUGCUCGGCUCAACGCCUCCCUGUCCUGCCUGAGGAAGGCCCACCAGACAGGAGGGAAUGUCGCCAAGCAGGACUGGUCCAUCCAGUGGCCCACCUCCGAGUCGGGCAAGGAGAACUCCCCGGUGUGCCAGCCGGAGCUGAGCCAGUGGAUCCGCUUCCAGCUGUCCCAGAGCCCCAAGGUGCAGUCCAAGUACAACCAGCACGUGUGCCAGAGCCCCCAGGGCCCGGGGCCGUCUCUGUACUCGGACCGGCUGACGGUGGACAGCCCCGUCCUGGGCCUCUUCCCGUCCCUGGACUGCGGCAACCGCUCCUUGCCCCCGUCGCCCCGCCAGAGGCACUUUUGUCACACGCCUCCCCGGACUCCCCUGGUGGUCAACACCAUGACCCCGCCCGGCACGCCCCCCAUGCGGCGCCGCAACAAGGUGAAGGCUCCCGGGACGCCCCCUCCACCCAGCCGCAAGCUCAUCCACCUGCUGCCCGGCUUCACCGCGCUGCACCGCAGCAAGUCCCACGAGUUCCAGCUGGGAAACCGCCUGGAAGACACCCAGACGCCAAAAGCCAAGAAGAAGGCCAAGCCGCUGAACCUCAAGAUCUCCAGCGGCGUGGGCAGCUGUGAGAACCUGCCGUCCCAGCGCUCGCCCCUGCACAGCGACCGCUCCCUGCGCUCCUUCUUCUUCCCCUCCUUCAUCCCCUCCACACCCCCCGUCCACGCCGCCGAAACGCCCUCCGGUAACACGCUCUCAGUGCCUCGCUGGUCUCCGCAGAUUCCCAGGAGAGACUUUGGAAACUCAAUAAAACACAGGUUUUCCACCAAGUACUGGAUGUCACAGACAUGUAUCGUUUGUGGGAAGGGAAUGCUGUUUGGACUCAAAUGUAAAAACUGCAAGUUGAAGUGCCACAACAAAUGCACCAAAGAAGCCCCACCUUGUCACCUGCUGAUCAUUCAGAGGGGCGGCCCUGACUCGCUCAAAGCUCGACUGGUACGGACAGAAUCGGUGCCAUGUGACAUCAACAACCCGCUCAGGUACACGGACCUGCACAUCAGUCAGACCCUGCCCAAAACCAACAAGAUCAACAAGGACCACAUUCCAGUACCUUAUCAACCAGAUUCCAGCAGCAAUCCCUCCUCCACCACCUCGUCCACACCUUCCUCCCCGGCCCCGCCCCUACCCAGUAGUGCCACACCCCCUUCUCCCCUGCACCCCUCUCCUCAGUCGGCACGGCAACAGAAACAGUUCAACCUGACAGCCUCCAGUUAUUUUAAAUACAAGCAGCAGUUCAUCUUUCCAGACGUGGCCCUUGAGGCCCCGCCCAGCAGAGCCCCGCAGGUCAUCCUCCAUCCGGUCCUGUCUGAGCACGGGAACGAGGGGAAUCCGUUACUUCAGAUCGAAGUCGAGCCGACGUCAGAUAACGAGGAGGCCAACGACGAGGACUCGGGCGACGAGUUCGAGGAGAUGAACCUGUCACUGCUGUCGGCCCGCAACUUCCCGCGCAAGGCCAGCCAGACCAGCAUCUUCCUGCAGGAGUGGGACAUCCCCUUUGAGCAGCUGGAGAUCGGCGAGAUGAUCGGCAAGGGCCGCUUCGGCCAGGUGUUCCACGGGCGCUGGCACGGCGAGGUGGCCCUGCGCCUCAUCGACAUCGAGCGCGACAACGAGGACCAGCUGCGGGCCUUCAAACGGGAGGUGAUGGGCUACCGCAACACGCGGCACGAGAACGUGGUGCUGUUCAUGGGCGCCUGCAUGAGCCCACCCCACCUGGCCAUCAUCACCAGUCUGUGUAAAGGCCGUACGCUGUAUUCGGUGGUGCGGGAUGCCAAGGUGGUGCUGGACUUCAACAAGACACGCCAGAUAGCCCAGGAGAUGGUGAAGGGAAUGGGCUACCUCCAUGCCAAGGGGAUCCUACACAAAGAUAUGAAGUCCAAAAAUGUGUUUUACGACAACGGCAAAGUAGUCAUCACUGACUUUGGACUCUUUACCAUAUCCGGUGUUCUCCAGGCGGGCAGACGUGAGGACAAGCUGAGGAUCCCCAGCGGUUGGUUGUGUCACCUGGCCCCGGAAAUCAUCUGUCAGCUCUCGCCCGACACAGAGGAAGACAAGCUGCCCUUUUCUAAACAGUCGGAUGUCUUUGCUUUUGGCACUAUUUGGUACGAGCUGCAUGCACGGGAGUGGCCUUACAAGAGUCAGCCUGCGGAGGUGAUCAUGUGGCAGGUCGGCACCGGCCAGAAGCCCAACCUCACCCAGAUCGGCAUGGGAAAAGAGAUCUCAGACAUCGUGCUCCUCUGCUGGGCGUCCCAGCAGGAGGAGCGGCCCAGCUUCUCCAAGCUGGUCGACCUACUGGAGAAGCUGCCAAAGCGGAACCGGCGUCUAUCCCAUCCAGGCCACUUCUGGAAGUCAGCUGAGUAUGUCAAAUGAGCUAUAGGGACACAGACUUAAAACAACAACAACAACAACAACAACAACAAAACAAUCUGCUGCGACACGCAUCCUAAAUGUAGAGCCUGCCACCUAAAGAGGGCACCCAUUCGCCCACUGGGGGAACCGUCCCCGGGCAUAUUCAUGCGUGUGGUGGGGGCACACUGACGGCCCAACCUGUUUCAAAAAGCAUUAGGGACAUUUUUACCUUUCACAUCAUAAUCGUAGGGUGGUGUCCUUUGUCCUUUCAUGAGGAUUUAAUAUGAAUGAUAUUUUCUUGAUGUAUUCUUGUUUGGUGUGUUUUCUUUGUUAUCACUCUUCAUAUCACUGUGUCUGAGAACAAAUGGAGGGACUUAUUUUCGGUUGUGUUUUGUUUUGGUUGUUUGUGGAAUGCCUGUUGUUGUGGUCCAUCGUUUGUGUGUUUUUAUUCGUCCAAAUGUCCUCAUUAAUUCUGUGUGCCAUCUCAUCGAACGGCACGGUUGUGUCCAAAUGGCAUGUUUGUCUCAAACGCUACAAAACGCGACAAAUGCCCACUUAUACCUUGAAUGUGACGACCUCCUCUCAGUUCCCGAGGUAGGGGUCAAGAUACAGCGAUACCCCAGGCUUUCCUCCAAGCGGCCUGUGCUUUAAUCGUGGCUUGUGAAUGUCGGCAUUAAGAUAACAGCCUUGGGAACCAGCCCAACAUUGGCCUACUCUUUUGCUACUUGCCAUAACUUUGGCUGCUCUGUGAGUUCAGAGUGAACCUAUAUCUGUUGUCUAACAGGGAACCCAAGAGAAGGGGACCCGACUGAACCCCCACUGGAAAUUAUUGCAGAGAUAAUUGCAGCAAACA
Molecule: messenger RNA, 3816 nt
Organism: Gadus chalcogrammus (walleye pollock)
Lineage: Eukaryota; Metazoa; Chordata; Actinopteri; Gadiformes; Gadidae
Gene: ksr2
Product: kinase suppressor of ras 2
Exons: 20
Coding region: 159-2984 (941 amino acids)
Biological process (GO): protein phosphorylation
Molecular function (GO): protein kinase activity; ATP binding
Source: RefSeq, a predicted model, not a curated record